Molecule: messenger RNA, 1083 nt
Organism: Penaeus vannamei (Pacific white shrimp)
Lineage: Eukaryota; Metazoa; Arthropoda; Malacostraca; Decapoda; Penaeidae
Source: RefSeq, a predicted model, not a curated record
AAAUCAUAGCAUAUAAAUUCUGUUUCCCAGAUUGUGCUGGACGUGCAUGACUUUCUGGAAGGAGAUGUGAGAGUGAAGGUGUUGGACGAGGAGGAGCUGUUGGUGGAAGGACACGUGGAGAGGAAGGAGGAAGGAAGCCUGUCCGUCUCGUCACACUCCUUCAGACGCUACUUCUCUUUGCCUCGACACACAGACAUGGCAGCGAUCACGUCUGUCAUGUCUACAGAUGGAAUCCUCACAAUCACUGCGCCAAAAAUGAAAACGGAAACUACAAAGGAAAAUAUCAUCACUCAGACUUCCACUUUGAAUAACUGUGAGAAAGUCAGCCAAACUCGAACACAAAUGGCAUCAAACGACGAAUCGGAAACUACACAGUCAAGUCUUAGCACAGACUCAGAACGCUCGUCUUCUGCACGAAAAGAAACUUGUUCAUGCCAUUUUGGGACCAAAGGAACAGCUGAUUCCUCUAGACUUCACCGCGGUUCGAGGGACAUUCUCUUGCCCAUCACUCGAAGGGGAGACUUCUUCCAGGACUCAUUCUUCUCCGGUAUACACCGCAAUUUCGACGCCUCCAUCAGGAAGGUCCUCAACGGCUGGAAUGACGCCGACCUCCAGCUGGCGGACUUCUGGGACGAGGACGACUUCCACCGCAGCGACAGACUGGGCCGCUACAGACAGCUGCGAUCGCGGAACCUGUGGAGUGACAACCAGGCCGUUACAGUCACUUCGGAUAAUAUUAGUUACAAGAUCGUGUUGGACAUGCAUGACUUUGUGGAUGGAGAUGUGAAGGUGAAGCUGAUGGGCGAAGGAGCUGCUGGUGGAGGCCCUUUCGGCCGGGUCCUCGCGCACCUUCAGACGCAGUUUUUCCUUGCCUGAGUCCACUGACAUGACAUCCAUCACGCCUGUCAUGUCGUCAGAUGGCAUCCUCACAAUCACUGUGACCAAGAAGGAGACUGAAACACAACAGAAGACGACUGUCAUCCCCAUUAGCGUCAAGGAAACGCACAAUGCAGAAGUUCACAGCUCAACUUCCUCGACGACCUCGGGAGUUUCUGAGGAAGCGGCGUCUGGCCAGAACGUCCC